Messenger RNA from Aedes aegypti (yellow fever mosquito), 1280 nucleotides. RefSeq names its product replication factor C subunit 3-like. Gene Ontology annotation, biological process: DNA-templated DNA replication; DNA repair. Gene Ontology annotation, molecular function: DNA binding; DNA clamp loader activity. The record is from RefSeq and is a predicted model, not a curated record. The coding region runs from base 143 to 1219 and encodes 358 amino acids. Gene Ontology annotation, cellular component: nucleus; DNA replication factor C complex. NCBI's taxonomy places the organism in Eukaryota, Metazoa, Arthropoda, Insecta, Diptera, Culicidae. The transcript is spliced from 2 exons.
UGUAUGUUUCCGAAGGGCUUCAAUCUAAAGUUGGCGCGCAACGAUCAAGCGAUACAAACAAAAACUUCAAGUUCCAACGCUCUUCAAAAGUUAAUAAUUUUUGUGAUUAUUCAGUGAUUUCCGCCUGAAAACCUCGUUCAAAAUGGCUCUCUGGGUUGACCGUUACCGCCCGCGUGAACUCUCGAAACUAGACUACCACAAAACGCAAGCCACGCACCUCACGAACCUUUGCGCCCAGGGAGACUUUCCGCAUUUGAUGUUCUACGGCCCGUCUGGCGCAGGAAAGAAGACCCGGAUCAUGUGCCUCCUGCGGGAACUGUACGGCUCGGGAGUGGAGCGUCUCCGGAACGAAGUGAUGAACUUUACCACCCCCUCGAAUCGCAAGGUGGAAAUCAUGACCGUCAGCAGCAACUAUCACAUCGAAGUGAAUCCAUCGGAUGCCGGAAUCUAUGAUCGGGUUGUCAUCACCGAUAUGAUCAAGCAGAUUGCCCAAACGCAACAGAUCGAUCCCAGUGGGCAGCGCGAGUUCAAAACGAUCGUGCUCUCGGAAGUGGACGAGCUGACCAAAGACGCUCAGCACGCCCUAAGAAGAACCAUGGAGAAAUACGUGGCCACCUGCCGGUUGGUGCUUUGCGUCAAUUCCACUUCGCGAGUCAUUCCGGCGGUGAAGAGUCGUUGCUUGGGGAUUCGAGUGUCGGCUCCGACCAACGAGGAGAUCGUCAGUAUUCUGAACAACAUCUGCAAAAAGGAAGGUCUUCACAUCCCCUCGGAGCUGGCCACAAGAAUCACCGAGAAAUCGGAACGUAAUCUUCGUCGGGCGAUUCUUAUGCUGGAAGCCUGCAAGGUCCAACAAUAUCCGUUUACGGUCAACCAAGAAGUGCCGGAAAUCGAUUGGCAGGUGUUCCUCCGGGAAACCGCCAACCAGAUCGUCCAGGAGCAAUCACCCCAAAAGUUGGAAGCCGUCCGGGAGCGUCUAUAUGAGCUUCUUUCGCAGGGCGUCCCAUCCGAUAUCAUCUUCCGAGGGUUGGUGGAGAAUCUAGUCAAAAAUUGCGACAUGAGCCUGAAGACGCAAACGCUUAACUUUGCCGGAACUUACGAACAUCGGAUGCAGCAGGGAAGCAAGCACAUCUUCCACCUGGAAGCAUUCGUGGCGCAAUUCAUGGCACUGUAUAAAAAGUUCUUGAAUCAGGCCUCCGCGAUGGACAUGGAUGACUUCUAGGCUGCCCGGAAAUCUCGAAAUUGCUUUUCUUUCUUUAAUAAAAACUAACUUCCGUCACUUA